AUGGGCAGUAAACUCACCUCCAAGCAAGAAGUCCUCCAAGCCAUCCAGACCGCUCAGGCUCUGGCGCAGGGGUAUAUCAAAAGUGGCUUCGCGACACAAGAAGAUCGUUAUGAGCUCUCCACCGCUGCCAUGGACAUGACGAAUGCCUGUCAACUGCCCAUUGACAUUGCCGUGAGGGUCAUCCUGGAGGGACCAUGUGUGUCUGCUGCAUUGAGAGUGGCGAUUGCAGGAGGCUGGACGGAUGUGUUGAAAGAGAGAGAAAGCACUACUGCAGAUGAGUUGGUGGAGAGGUGUGGUGGUGACAAGAGUGUCGUUGUUCGUAUCAUGAGAGUCUUAACCGCCAGCAAAAUCGCUCGCGAAGGAGGCUUCCAGACCUACGCAUCCACGGAUGUUAUGAACACACUCCUUCAGCCCGGCAUAGUAGACAUGUUCAACCACAGCACCGACACCGUCACAGCAAUCCUCUCCAAACUCCCCCUCUACCUAACCAACACCUCCUUCACCGAACCCACCACCCAAGGCACCGGCCCCCACGCCUUCACCUUCGGCGCGCCCUUCUGGAAACGCCUCUCAGCCGAACCUCUCCUCGCCGAAGCCUUCAACCGUGGCAUGACAGUCUCGCACACCGCCCGCGGCCUCCCCGCCGAGUGUUUUCCCUUCUCCACCGAAACCGCCGCCCUAAACCUCUCCCCGCAAGACGUCUUCCUCGUCGACAUAGGCGGCGGCAUGGGCCACCAAACCCGCCUGAUCCAGCAGAAAUUCCCUUCCAUUCCCGGCCGCGCCAUCGUGCAGGAUCUUCCGCAUGUCGUCGCCCACGCUUCUUCCCAACAAGAGCAACAGGAAACGCAAACGACCGGGAUCGAGUUCCAAGCCCACGAUAUGUUCGCGCCUCAACCCGUCCACGGCGCGGCGUUCUAUUUCCUCUCCGCGAUUUUGCACGAUUGGACGGACGGGCCUUGUUUGGAGAUUUUGGGGCAUGUGAGGGGGGCUAUGAGGAAGGGGUAUUCGAGGGUCUUGGUUGCGGAUUGGGUGUUGCCGGAUCAGGGGGCGAGGUUGGCGGAUGCGUGUCAGGAUUUGUGGAUGUUGGCGGACGUCUGCGGCAAAGAGCGCACCAAAAGCGAAUGGGAACACCUCCUCACCCAGGCAGGCCUGAAGAUAAAAGAAAUCCACCGCGCAGGCGUAGCGCAAAUGUUAGAGAUAGAAACGUCAGAGUAG
Molecule: messenger RNA, 1215 nt
Organism: Zasmidium cellare ATCC 36951
Lineage: Eukaryota; Fungi; Ascomycota; Dothideomycetes; Mycosphaerellales; Mycosphaerellaceae
Exons: 4
Coding region: 1-1215 (404 amino acids)
Molecular function (GO): O-methyltransferase activity
Source: RefSeq, a predicted model, not a curated record